AUGGAGGAAGACGAGGGGACCGAGGAGCAGGAGCGAUUCUCCCACCGGCAGAGGCUAAAAGCAGCAGUGCACUACACUGUCGGUUGUCUUUGCGAGGAUGUCGCAUCGGACAAAGAAGUGCAGUUCAGCAAGCAGACCAUUGCAGCCAUCUCAGAGCUGACCUUCCGCCAGUGUGAACAUUUUGCCAAAGACCUUGAAAUGUUUGCAAGACAUGCGAAAAGAAGCACAAUUAACACUGAAGAUGUGAAGCUCUUAGCCAGGAGGAGUAAUUCACUGCUAAAAUAUAUCACAGAGAAAAAUGAAGAGCUCACUCAGUUUAACAUAGAGCAAAGAGCGAAGAAGAAGAAGAAGUUAGAGGAUGACAAGACAAAGUCAUUGGCACCGGCAGAGGCUGCAGCCUCAGGAAGGGACAGUUUGGCUCUGUCGCCAGGGGCAGAAGCAGCCUUCGGGGAGGGCCGCCAGGAGCAGGUGAGGCCCUGA
This is a messenger RNA of Canis lupus familiaris (dog), 480 nucleotides long. It is a transcript of the gene CENPS, whose product is annotated as centromere protein S. Gene Ontology annotation, cellular component: FANCM-MHF complex; Fanconi anaemia nuclear complex. The coding region runs from base 1 to 480 and encodes 159 amino acids. Gene Ontology annotation, molecular function: chromatin binding; protein heterodimerization activity. The record is from RefSeq and is marked validated. The transcript is spliced from 5 exons. Gene Ontology annotation, biological process: resolution of meiotic recombination intermediates; replication fork processing. NCBI's taxonomy places the organism in Eukaryota, Metazoa, Chordata, Mammalia, Carnivora, Canidae.